AUGGCAAAGAGCCUCCCCGACAUGGUGGAGCUGAUAUCAUCACCCUCGGCCGUGAAGAGCCCCGACUCGGAUGUGUCACCUAGGACCCAGAACUCUUCGAAGCCCAGGGACUAUUUCUCGCCGCAAGCAAAGGCGCAUUCCAGCGACUCGGAAAACCAGACCCCCGCGGUCGAUUACCGAGCAGCAACCACUUCUCCUACCAGCGGAACCAGCGCCUCCAGGCGCGCCAGCAUCGUCUCCCCUCUUUCCCUGGCCGAUAGCUUUCAGGAUGAGUCUCGGCGGACGUCACAGAGCGGCGGAAGCAGCAGCGACCGCCCUCCUGUCGGAUCUAGAAAAUCCUCCGCCGUUUCCAUAUCCUUCCAGGCUCCGCGCCAUCCCGCACUGCCGCAGGGCAAGCCCCGAAAGACCGACAACAGACGGCUGCGAGCGUCAUCACCUUCCCCCGUGAGCCAUGAUCAAUCGGCACUCCAGCUGGCUGUGCUUCGCAAAGAGUCAUAUGUCGUGGCAGCAUUGGAUUAUGUCACAAGCGCAACAUGGUGA
Messenger RNA from Neurospora tetraspora, 540 nucleotides. RefSeq lists its product as uncharacterized. The coding region runs from base 1 to 540 and encodes 179 amino acids. The transcript has 2 exons. Lineage: Eukaryota; Fungi; Ascomycota; Sordariomycetes; Sordariales; Sordariaceae. The record is from RefSeq and is a predicted model, not a curated record.